AUGGCUUCUUCGACAGCACUACCUCUCAAGGUUACACCAGCCACACCAGCUAAAAACUCUACAGAGAGCGAAACCGCAGACAAGACGCCUCUGGCGAGAAAGGGAACAACAACGCCGAAACCUACAAUGGGAGUGACCAACAUUUCUAGUCCUCACGAAUUAACGGCAUUUGUUGAGACGCUACUGGAACAACUUGAUACCAAGUUUGAUGAAAUGUCGUCCCAAAUUUUGGACAGAAUGGAUCAAAUGUCGACGCGAGUCGAUGCUCUUGAAUCGUCUAUUCAGGAUAUCAUCAAUGGUGACCUCAGUGUUUCACAGUCACCCUCCCCAAUCCCAGGGACCCCAGGCGGUUUACGGUGA
Lentinula edodes (shiitake mushroom) is the source of this 360-nucleotide messenger RNA. RefSeq names its product heat shock factor binding protein 1-domain-containing protein. The record is from RefSeq and is a predicted model, not a curated record. Gene Ontology annotation, cellular component: nucleus; cytosol. Gene Ontology annotation, biological process: cellular heat acclimation. The coding region runs from base 1 to 360 and encodes 119 amino acids. The transcript has 3 exons. Lineage: Eukaryota; Fungi; Basidiomycota; Agaricomycetes; Agaricales; Omphalotaceae. Gene Ontology annotation, molecular function: transcription corepressor activity.